UCAUUUAUUCAUAUUUAUUAGCGUUGUCUGGCAAAAAGGACACAUAUGCCAAAUGUGACCGGAGGAUCUUCUGACCAAUCACAAACCACUUUGCUGUGAGGUGGACGACGGUUGUACGCAUGUGCGCAGGCGGCUGUGUGUGAUGUGAAAAGAGAGAAACAGAAAUGGAUCCACAAAAAGAAGUGCAACCGCCCAAACAGCAACCUAUGAUCUACAUAUGUGGAGAAUGUCACACUGAAAAUGAAAUUAAGGCCCGUGAUCCAAUCCGAUGCAGAGAGUGCGGUUACAGGAUCAUGUACAAGAAGAGAACAAAGAGAUUGGUUGUUUUUGAUGCCCGAUGAAGAAGAGGAGAGCAGCAGCUUUGAUUAUUAUUGUUUUGUACUAUUUUUGUAGUAUAUGACCAUGUAAAUAAAUGGACCUCCAGGCCUGGCUCCAGAUUUGUGAAUUAUACUUAAAACUCACCAUUUUCAUGUCGACAUAUUGCUGUUUUUUCCCCGCAAGAGUGAUGGAUGGAAAUUGUGGUUUAUUAAAAACUUGAUUUUCACUGA
This is a messenger RNA of Siniperca chuatsi (mandarin fish), 548 nucleotides long. It is a transcript of the gene polr2k, whose product is annotated as RNA polymerase II, I and III subunit K. Lineage: Eukaryota; Metazoa; Chordata; Actinopteri; Centrarchiformes; Sinipercidae. The record is from RefSeq and is a predicted model, not a curated record. Gene Ontology annotation, biological process: DNA-templated transcription. Bases 165 to 341 code for a protein of 58 amino acids. Gene Ontology annotation, molecular function: zinc ion binding; DNA binding; DNA-directed RNA polymerase activity. The transcript is spliced from 4 exons. Gene Ontology annotation, cellular component: RNA polymerase I complex; RNA polymerase II, core complex; RNA polymerase III complex.